CAGUGUUGAGGUCUCGUGAAGUACUAUGCUCCGUCUCCUCAACUACGUACAGGCUGCACCAUCGCCGUUCAUUUCAUAUCAACUACCAAAAGGGUUAAAAGUCUUCUUUGGAUGUAUCGAGGAGCACAACGCUCCUUUUCAAGCAACAGGGAGUGGAUAUUUAGUUCAUGAAGAAAAUCCCUGCGUUUAACAAACAGCUGCAACGAAAAUCAGCGUCUCAAGAGUCAGAUCAAAAACGUGGAGAAACUAUGGAUCGGUAGUAUGAACUCAACCGACUCAGGAAGAGAGACGCGGUCUAUCACUCCGACCUCGUUUCGGCGCUUUUUCUGUGGAAUAAAAGUACACUGACACCAAGGAAUCUACACCUUACCUACUACCAGAAUUCUAUCAGUUUCCCUGUACCGCUGCUAGGGAUGGCCGGGCCAGCUCCGUUUCCUCUGAUUUUGGUGUUGACUUUGUUUGGAGAUGUUUGGAGUGCGUCCUAUCCUCAACGCUACAAUCUUUACGCGAAUUCCCAGUCACAGACGCAGACCCCGAACGGGGCUCGAGCAGCCAGCCGACACAGGAACUGGUGUGCGUAUGUGGUGACCAAGACGGUGAGCUGUGUGGUGGAGGACGGAGUGGAGACCUACGUGAAGCCGGACUAUCAGCCCUGCGCAUGGGGUCAGGUGCAGUGUUCACGAGUGGUCAUGUACCGGACAUACAUGCGGCCCCGGUACAAGGUGGCUUACAAAAUGGCCACUGAACUGGAGUGGAAGUGUUGCCAUGGUUACAGUGGCGACGACUGCAACGACGGGCCCCCUGGGGGUUCCGGAACUCAAAUUGGAACCACGAGACCGUGGCCCAAACCGGUCCGGCCCGGGCAAAAUGGAGCCGGUACUGGACAGGGCCAGGGUGGUGGAGGUGGAAGAGGCGAUAGUGACAAGAUCCGGCAGCUAGAGGAGAAAAUUCAGAGCUUGACAAAAGACAUGCAUAGCAUCCAGUCAACGCUGCGGGGCAUGAAUGGGGCCAAGAAUCCCGCCGACGCUGCCCAACCGGAGAUGAAAGAGACCAUCCACAGCAUCCAGACCAAGCUGGACCAGUUGGACAACAGGACCCAGGCCCACGACAGGACGUUGGUCAGCAUUAACAACCACCUGGUCAACGGAAAGGGCAGCGGGAACGACCUGGAUGUGAUCAGUGGUGGCGGCGGCAGCGUUGGUGGUGGCGGCGGUGGUGGUGGGAUUGGUGGCGGCUCCGCUGGUGGAGGCCGGCUGAACUCACUGAAGGAAGAGAUCCUGCGGGAGCUGGAGAGCAGGGUGACGCUGUCCUGCUCGGCCUGCCAGUCGGGCGUCGAGGACCUGAGGCGGCAGCAGCAGCUGGAUCGCGAGAGGAUCCGCGCCCUGGAGAAACGGAUGAAUGCCAUGGACCAGCACCACCAGCAGAGCCUGGAUGGCCUACGAAGAGAACUGACCCUAGGCAGGAUCGGCGACAUAGACAGGAAGGUAAUCUCGACCUCUGGCGCGGUGGACGCUAUUCAGGAUCGGCUGGACAAGGAGCUGAAAGGCACUGGUGGAUCAGGGGGAUCUUCAGGUUCCGGUGACCUAUCUUUCAUAGGUCCAAUGCGAGACCUUGAGAGAAGACUGAACAAUUCACUGCAGAGGACAGAAGACAACUGUGCCAACAUAGAAAAUAACCUAAAGGACUCCUUCAGACAAGAGCUGAACGACCUCCGCGACAUUUUCCUUAACCGCUUCGACGACCAAGGCUUCCGGAUUUCAGAUGUGGAACUGGACGUGAAGGGCAACAAAAACGACUUGCAAGACUACAAGAAACGUCUGACUCGACUCGAGAAUGUGACCAACCACAUGGACAAGAGGCUGAAGGACUGCACGGUGUCCUGUAGACCUGGCUCAAGCCACAUACCUGGAGGUGGAGACCAUGGAGGGCGAGUGGACAACGGUGGACGAGGAGACAACGGUGGGCGAGGAGAUAACGGAGCGGACUCCUCUAAGUCUAUCGAGUGGAGAGUAAUCGCAAAUGAGGCUGAGAUCAAGACCUUUAACACCCGUCUGAAGGACAUCACUAUGUCCGGAGAAUCGCUCAACGACAGGGUGGUCGACCUGAGCCACGACGUGCGCAAAAUCAAAGUGCUGACCGGAGACAACGGGGAACACUUCAACAGGAUUGUCACCGAACUGGAGAGCUGUGACAUCUGCCACAAAAUGGAGGACGAGCUGAAGAAGCUGAAGAACAUCACACACCACACACUGGCCAAGUGCAACACAGAUCUACAGGACAUCAGGAACAGAAUCGACUCCGACGACACUGCCUGCUCUAAGGUGUGCUCCAACCUACAGGAAGAGGUGGGUAAGCUAAAAGAGGACGUGGCCAAAUGUGGUGGAUCAUGCAAGAUUGACCUUGUGCUCCCAGGAACAGGAACUGGACCAGGAACAGGAACUGGACCAGGAAGUGGGACAGGGUCAGGGACCGUAGGAGGUCCAAAUGACCCACAGAAACCGCUGGAUGGCCACAGCGUCAUCAGCGGCACAUCCAACACGAACCUGAAGUCGCUUCAGGGAGAGCUCUCUGAGGUCAUUCUGUCCUUCAGCUCCAUCAACGACACGCUGAAGGACCUCGAGCACACAGUGCAGAAGCACGACAGCGUCAUCACCGACCUGGGCAACACCAAGGACAAGAUCAUCUCCGAGAUUGACAAAAUCCAGCAGGAGAUCACCGAGCACAUCGAGGACAGCAAAGGACACUUUGACACAGUCGACAAGGAGAUCCAGCGCUUCGGGAACAACUUUGUGGUUGAGAUGGGCGACUGCAAGCGAACUGGAGACGACCUGGAGAAGAGGCUAUCCAAGUUGGAAGACGUGUGCGGCCGCUUCGACACUCUCUCUGACAACGUCCAGAAGAUCAAAGAGGGCCUCAACAAACAUGUCUCUGGGCUCUGGACCUGUGUGAACGGACUGAACACCACGGUGACUUCCCAUGAAGGGUUCAUCGACACCUUCCAAAACACACAUCUGGAUGACAUCCAUGGAAAGAUCAAGAGCCUCAACUCCUCAGUGCGCCAUGUUCUCAAAGAGUUCCAGGCCUUCACCGAGCUUGACUUUAUGGGUCUGCCAGGGCCGCCAGGCCCCCAGGGAGAAAGAGGCUUCAAUGGAUUCCCCGGCCAGCCCGGGCCCAUGGGACCACCAGGGAGAGACGGACCACCAGGCCUGCCAGGGCUUCCAGGCUCAAUAGGACCUCCCGGAUCCCAAGGUGAACAAGGAAUGCCAGGGGCAGAUGCCAACGUUCCACGCCUGUCCUUCUCAGCUGCGCUCACCAAGCCCAUGGCCAACUCUGGCACUAUAGUCUUCGACAAAGUCUUUGUCAAUGAAGGACAGAGAUAUGAUCCACGCACUGGUGUGUUCACGGCUCCCUUAGACGGAAGAUACUUCUUCAGCGCCAUCCUGACCGGCCACAAGAACGUUAAGCUUGAGGCUGUCCUGUCCAAGUCCAAUUACGGCAUGGCACGUGUGGACUCCGCUGGCUACCAGCCCGAAGGCCUGGAGAACAAACCAGUGGCCGAUCUGAAGCCGACGCCCGGGGCCCUGGCCGUCUUCAACAUCAUCCUGCCUUUACAGAUGGGGGAUACAGUGUGUGUGGACCUGGUCAUGGGCAAGCUGGCCCAUUCGGUCGAGCCUCUGACCAUUUUUAGCGGCAUGCUUCUCUACGAAGACAUUUAGGAGUGGACGACCUGCAGUCGUAGCAGUGGACUCUGGGAUAGAUCUGGCCGGAUCAGUGUUGCCGGAUUAGCGCCACAACUGAGCCAGAACUGGCUCAGAUCCAUGUCAGAGUCUGCUUCUAUAUGAGAUGGCUAUGAUGAACACUGAGAGACUUCUUUCGGACUCACAGGACAUUUGUGACGAUCAACGAAACGACGGGGCCAGAAAAUGACACUAAAAGAGAUGUUUUAAACCCUCUGGGGGGCUGAGACACACUUUGUGGACGCGCCGGCACUCCCAAUCUCAUUUUCAAUCCCGCUAAUAUGAACUAAACUGCUCAAAAGCAGAAUAUAAUGUUAAAAAACGAACAAGAAAACUUGCCCUUGAUAUUAACCAAGCCAAAAAUCAGAGAAGUUCUAUAACAGAUACUACUGCAGGAUUUAUUGUCAUGUUUUGUUAUCGCUGAUAAAAAUUUCUUGAUUUAUGUAAAUCACUUCCGACAUGGUUUAUGAAUACUCAUCUUCUAUGCGCCAAAGUUGACUGUGUGGUCAUAUCGACUUCCUGUACACCUUUCUCUUUGAUGUUCCCCUGCCAAAGAAGCUCUACUCACAAUCUGAGUUCAAGAAUAAGCAGCUACUUGCUUAGCUUGUGGUUAAAACAGGGACGAAAAAUAAUUGUCUGUAUCUUGAUUUUGUUUGGUUUGGUUUGGUUUUGUUCUUAAAUGAAAGCAGUUCACAUUUGUGUGUGAAUGUUGUGAUUUCUGUGCACCUUUCUGCCUCCUGAGUCUGUUUUUGUAAGUAGUUUUGGCCCCGGCGUGACUGGGACUGUGCUGUUGUUGAUGUCAGUGAAGGCGCUGUAAUGGCCGCAGAUGUGCCUCAUUCGUUCCUGACACUCACCAACCUUCCAGAGGGGCCAGGGCCUUGAUUGCCGUACAGACUGCAGGGCUGCUGGGGGAGUUAGUGAUGCACGCCACCCCACUAACGUCCAGUUCAGGGCCUUCAAAAGCUCCUAGUUUGGGAAGGGGAGAAAAUAACCCCUUAGAAGAGAGGGGAAAAAACGGAAGCAGGAGGAUUUGAUCUGGUCCCGUCGGGAGGACAGAGCUCGAAGAAACCUGGAUCCUCCUUUCUCCUUCCUCCCCUGACACAAACCCCCCACCCCCACCUCUCCACCCCCACCCCCAUCUCUCCACCCCCACCUCUCCAACCCCACCUCUCCACCCCUCAGGCACACGAUUCCUUGAACGGCAGCCAAAAGCAACAAGAAACUAGUCUAUGAUAAACACAGCUCUCCUGCCUUCUCGAGAAGGACCAAUUGCCGCUGUUAAUGGAGGUUCAUUGACGUGUUUACACGAGCCAAUAAAGAAGACAAUUAGAUUUUCCUGUAGGCGCUUGACCACCAGGACAGCGACACACACACACACACACACACACACACACACUGACACCUCUAAAAGUAAUAUAAUAAUCUCCCCUUCCCCCCUCUCUCCUACGGCCAAUGCGCCCAGGGUGAUUCAGAGAGCCCCUGGAGGUACUGAGUGAGUGAGCACUGCUUUGCAUUCACCAUAAAAGCCGGUUUAAAACAAGUCUGUGUAUCACACAAACACACACUCCUCUCCCUUUGCCACUAGUAGCAGUCAGUCCAGUUCCUCUUCAAACCACAACCCCAAGGAGGCCAAACUAUGCUAAGAGCACAUGACAACUCAUAUUUUCUAAUGAAUGCAGAUCUGAAGUAUUUUAUAGCAAUAUAGUUGAUUUUUUUUGUACAACAAAGGACAAAGCAAUGUUAUAAAACCUUUUUUUUCCUAAUGUUUAUAAUUAAGGCUGCUAACAUGAUGUUGUGUACCGUCUGUUUUUUGGUCAUACAUAAUUCUUCCUGGUUAGGAGGCAAUAAAUUCAGAGAACAGCAUAACACUUCAAGUAGAAACACAAUACUGAAAAAAUACUGGCGUUUUGUUCAGCGCACAGCCAAAGAGACACUUCCUGUUUCGGAGCCACUUUUCGUCAGUGCCUUCUCACGGUUUACCCUCUUACCUUGAAUGUGUAUGUUGGCAACACGUGUGGUUCAAAUAAAGAUAUUUAAUUUUA
Messenger RNA from Alosa alosa (allis shad), 5779 nucleotides. RefSeq names its product elastin microfibril interfacer 1b (gene emilin1b). The transcript has 9 exons. Bases 414 to 3716 code for a protein of 1100 amino acids. Gene Ontology annotation, molecular function: protein binding. The record is from RefSeq and is a predicted model, not a curated record. Lineage: Eukaryota; Metazoa; Chordata; Actinopteri; Clupeiformes; Clupeidae.